AUGUCCCCGCAACCGCCCCUGUUCACCCAGGACGCGUACUCCGAUGUGCUUAUAGGCAUAUUCGACUGCCUGACGCUCAAGGAGGUCGUGUCCUUCAUCCGAGUCAACAAACAUGUCCACAAUGUCUUUAGGACAUCCUCCCGCCUCCAACUGUCCCAUACCCAAAGGCUCUUCUCUGUCCCUCCCUCCACCUUCCGACAAGGUGCCACCCCAGCCGACAGCCUAGCCGCUCUCAAGGAGCGGCAACAACGCAUGGACGACUUUGAUCCUUCAAGUAUCAUUUCUAUCCAGCAGGACCGGUAUCAUGAGCUAGUCGCCCUUGAAAAUGGACUACUCGUAUUCCAUAGCGAGGUUGGCCGUGAGACAGCCGGUGAGACUUGCUUUGAUGAGUCGUCUGAAGGGUGGGAUGUCUACCGUGUGGAUCGAGGAGCUUCGGACAUUGACUCCUUGAAUCGCGGGGCAGUGAGGGACCAAGGUCUGUGGCACUGGAAGACUCGUACAUCGGCAGAGUUCUAUCACAUCGAGAUGUGCGGGGAGGAUAAUCUCGUCGCUUUGAUCUUCCGUCCUAUGAAAUCCCAAUCGUAUUCCACCAAUCUCUCUCUUCGCGUCGAAUUCUACUGCGCUCUGCCUCCUCUCGGCACUCCUGCCCCCAUCGAUGGUUUCCUGGAUCCAAUCCCCCAUCCUGACGCCCCUAUCCCUUUCAUCGAACUUAUUUUCCCAGUCGAGUAUGCUAAGGCAGCGGCGGACUUGACAUUCGGCCCGGGAGGGCAACUUGCUGUCCUGAUGAAUGACCGUGAUUCGGAGAAGACGAUCUUCGGGGGUGUCUGGGAUUGGAAAAAGGGUGUCUGUCUCGGUUCCAUCCCAAUCGCGGAACAUCAGAUCAUAUCAACUGUCAGCCCCUGCGGCCCCUUUGCGUUCACUGCAUCCACCCGACCCGUCCCAGCCUCUGUCGAACCAGGUCUCUACGACAAAGCGCUAUGCGAUUUCGGUCCUCCUCCUCCGGAUGACUUUCCCGAGGAGCUCAAGGGGUUUGUGCAAUGCAGCUUUGACGCGCAUAUCCUCCUUCCUCCCUCCCUAGGCUUUCCACCGGUAAAGCCCGACCCGGCGAAUGACUAUGAGUAUGCGCAGACGUACCCAACUAUGGGCUGCAGCUGGUACAUGUCUGACAUCCCGUCUGCCAUUCCAGUAGUGAGAUUCGACCUGCCAAUCGAGGACCUUCUUCCUCAUACACUGGCUAUGGCUUAUGAGCCCGAGAGUUUCAACAUCCUCCAAUUGCGAUAUUCUCCUUCGAUCCACGAAUCCGACACUCUUGGGAUCUUCACCUGGGGGCUUGAUGACAUGUCCAAUGUCGCCGACCUCUCCUCACUUCUCGAUCGAGCUUCGGAGUUUGCCUUUCGGAUGAUGGUGGCGGAGAUGCCGCGCAUGAAGAAAGAGGACGUCCUUCGACUGGUGGACUUGGCAUCAUUUGAGACGGGAGCGAGGACCGCCAUCGUGGCAAAGGCGGCGAAGGCUCUGGUCCUGAUGAGAUAUCAUGGGAGAUUGACGGAGGGCGGAGUAUGGAGUCCGUCUGGGAGUGGGCGGGGGGUCAUGCCCCAAGAAGGCAGUGAAGAGAUGGAUGAGGCCGACGACAGCUCUGAAACCUUUGUCGACACCACUGCUGGCAAGGACUUUGUGAGAUUUCUCGAGUCUCGCUAUUACGGUCGCCAACCCAGAACCAACUCCAAACUCGACAUCCGGUCCCCCGACACUGUCUCUCCUCUCCAGCCUAUUUCAACUUUCGAUUCUCCAUCCCAUGACCCAGACCAAGCGCCCCUUCUCCCACAAGACUUGCACCAAGUCGCCGACGGCUCGCCAUCCCUCGCUGCCAUCCCUUCUCUCCCUUACAAAGAGUGGAUGAGCGCCAAUCACCUACGUUUGGGAAUCGAUUUUACCCUCUCUGCCAUGUAUGGCACGAGGGAAGUGAGGAUCGUGCCCGCACCUCGGGAGAACAUGUUGGAUGUGUUUGAUGGAGAGGAGGGAGAGGGAGGCGAGGAGGGAGAGAUGCGAGGCAAGCUGAAAUAUGUUCUCAGCUUGAGCGACUACAACGAGAGCUCCCUUCCUGAUGGUGUUUGGGCAAAGAGAAGGAUCGCUGGAGCACGUCGGCGAGAGCUGGGGGCGUUCAAGGCGUUGCUGGGCAGUAUCACCGAUACCGACGACCCUGUUGCUAUCGACGCUUGCAGAGAUAGAAUCCGCCACAAGCUCUCAGGGUUCAUCCACCUUCUUGCCCAGGUCGACUCUUGUCUCGAGGUUGAACGAGAAAAGAUGCUUUCAAAGAUAGUGGAGCUCGAUGAUACCCUCGGCGACGACGAAGAUCUUGUCGAUAUGGAUGUCGUGAGGAUGUUCGAGGCUCAGAAGAGGAAUGUGAUUCUGUUGGGAGGUCGAAGGGCAGAGGUGGAAGAGAGGUUCCAGUCUUUCAAGAACUUGCUGGUGGAAUUCGAGGCGACGGGAGUGAGGGUCGAUGUCGAGGAGUGCGACGCACAAGCAAGCAGAAUGGAGGCGGGCGAUUCGACGACAUUGGAAUCUGAAUUCGAGCUUUCCAUGGAGGAUCAGAGCGGAUGA
Molecule: messenger RNA, 2598 nt
Organism: Cryptococcus wingfieldii CBS 7118
Lineage: Eukaryota; Fungi; Basidiomycota; Tremellomycetes; Tremellales; Cryptococcaceae
Exons: 5
Coding region: 1-2598 (865 amino acids)
Source: RefSeq, a predicted model, not a curated record